GUCAUUCCUAAGAGCAACCCACUGCUUGAUUCAACAUCACCCCACCACCUCGGUAUCCCUCAGCAGCAACCACCACCAUGAGCUACAUCCUCACCCUCUCCUGCCCCGACCGCCCGGGCAUCGUGCACGCCGUGACCGCCUACCUGGUGCAACAAAACCUCAACAUCAUCGACAGCAGCCAAUAUGGCGACCCGACCAGCCAGCGCUUCUUCAUGCGCGUGCACUUCAAGGAUGAAUCCUCCCCUGCCAAGUCCCUCGACGACCUGCGCGCCGCCUUCCAGCCCACCGCCGAGUCCCUGACCAUGACCUUCCAGCUCGUCCCCGCCUCCUCCAAGCCACGCGUGCUGAUCAUGGUCUCCAAGAUCGGCCACUGUCUUAACGACCUCCUCUUCCGCGCCUCGACCGGCCAGCUCCCCAUCGAGAUCCCUCUGAUCGUCUCCAACCACCCCGAUUUCGCUACCCUGGCUGCUACCUACAACAUCCCCUUCUUGCAUCUCCCCGUCACCGCCGACACCAAGCCCCAGCAGGAGGGACGCAUCUUGGAGCUCAUCCGCGAACACAACAUCGAUCUGGUUGUUCUGGCCCGUUACAUGCAGGUUCUAUCGCCUACGCUGUGCGAGGCUAUGUCUGGAAAGAUUAUCAACAUCCACCACAGCUUCUUGCCCAGCUUCAAGGGUGCUAAGCCUUACCACCAGGCUUUCGACCGUGGUGUUAAGAUUGUCGGUGCUACCGCGCACUUUGUCACCAGUGAUUUGGAUGAGGGUCCGAUUAUUGAGCAGAAUGUUGUUCGCGUCAACCAUGCUAUGAGCCCCAAGGAGUUGACCCAUGCUGGUUCCAACGUUGAGAGCAAUGUCUUGGCUACGGCCGUGAAGUACUUCGCUGAGCGGAGAGUCCUGCUCAACGGACACAAGACUGUUGUCUUCAACUAGGUUAUAUUUUUGGCAGUAUGGUGGUAUAUAGAGGAUGGAAAAUAAUGUUGUUACUCUGACUGGACGGCGCUAGCGCUGACCUGAAUGUUAC
Messenger RNA from Aspergillus costaricaensis CBS 115574, 1020 nucleotides. Its product is annotated as formyltetrahydrofolate deformylase. The record is from RefSeq and is a predicted model, not a curated record. Lineage: Eukaryota; Fungi; Ascomycota; Eurotiomycetes; Eurotiales; Aspergillaceae. The transcript has a single exon. Gene Ontology annotation, molecular function: formyltetrahydrofolate deformylase activity. Gene Ontology annotation, biological process: 'de novo' IMP biosynthetic process. The coding region runs from base 78 to 929 and encodes 283 amino acids.